Molecule: messenger RNA, 444 nt
Organism: Sclerotinia borealis F-4128
Lineage: Eukaryota; Fungi; Ascomycota; Leotiomycetes; Helotiales; Sclerotiniaceae
Source: the annotation of a GenBank genome assembly
AUGGCCAUUUUCUCCCUCGGUAUCUUCCGCGAUUUCCUCUACGAACGCGCCUUACGCUCUCAACCCACUCACCCUCUGCUCUUAACCCCCAUCUCCCAAUAUAUAUCCUAUGCACUUCUCAUCAGCGGUAAUACACUUGUCCUGAGCUCCAUGUGGGCACUGGGUGUCACGGGUACAUAUUUGGGAGAUUAUUUUGGGAUUCUGAUGGAUAAAAUGGUGACGGGUUUUCCGUUCAAUGUAUCGAGUGCGCCGAUGUAUUAUGGGAGUACGAUGAGUUUCUUAGGGACGGCGCUGCUGUGGGGAAAACCGGCGGGGAUUCUGUUGACGGUGGAGGUUUUGCUGGUUUAUCUUGUGGCGUUGAGGUUUGAGGAUCCGUUUACGGCGGGGAUUUAUGAGAAGAGGGAGAAAGUGAGGAAGGCGAAGGGGGGAAAGAAGGGAUUGUAG